Messenger RNA from Hemibagrus wyckioides, 3337 nucleotides. RefSeq lists its product as uncharacterized. The transcript is spliced from 5 exons. The record is from RefSeq and is a predicted model, not a curated record. Lineage: Eukaryota; Metazoa; Chordata; Actinopteri; Siluriformes; Bagridae. The coding region runs from base 368 to 1951 and encodes 527 amino acids. Gene Ontology annotation, molecular function: GTP binding.
AGACGAGACUGAUACAGCAGAAGAGAAAAGAUCCUGAGGACAUCAUCUAGAGUUUCACCGGUGAAGGCUCGUGUUAGUUCCCGUGUUGGUGUUUACUGAGUGGUCAGCCUCCAGAGAGCUGUCACGCUGUAGGGCUGCCGCUUCGGGUCGCGUCCUUUGUUCUUCCUCAGGAUCUCACUCGGCCAGCUUGGAUCCAGGGUUAAAAACAUUGAAUUGUUCAGCUGAAAUUCCGGGGUCCUGCAGAACCCUCAUUGUUCCUCCUCCCCACAACCUUUGCACUGAGCUGAUAUUGCGUCUUUCCUUAAACAGACUGAUCAAAACCCUGAUUUACUUCUUGAUAUCAGAUACCAGCAACCAGACACCAAUCAUGGCACAAUUUCAUUGUUCCUCUCAAAGGAAAGAAGACAUGAAAAAACAACUGAAUGAAAUCAGUAGAACCAGCAGAUCAAUAAAAGGAUUCAUCACCAGAUAUAUUCUAAACACCAAGACAGUACUUGAUGGUGAAAGUGUGAAGAGAGUGGCAUUUGGAGAAAAACAGAAAAACAAACCUCAUAAAACCAUAUUAAUAGUUGGAGAAACUGGAGUGGGGAAGUCGACUCUCAUCAACUCCAUGGUCAACUACUUGCUGGGUGUCGAGAGUGAAGACAGAAUUUGGUGUGAGAUCAUAGAGACAAAAGGAGACCAAACUGAUUCUCAGACUCAUGCAGUCACAGUGUAUGAUGUGUUUACUGAACACUGCCCAUUCUCUCUGACCGUCAUCGACACACCGGGAUUCGGAAGUACUGAAGGAAAAAAGGAGGAUUUGAGUGUUGCUGAAAGUUUACAUGAGUUAUUUAAAUCUAAAAAUGGAGUUCAUGAACUUGAUGCAGUGUGUCUGGUGAUGUUCUCCAGCACUGUUCGACUCACUGAAAGACUGUACUAUGUUUUCAAUGCAGUUCUCUCCUUAUUUGGCAAUGAUGUGGAGAAAAAUAUUGUCCUCUUCAUCACACAUGCAUCAGCAAAGUCUAAUAAUGCCAUUAAAGCCAUCAAGGAAUCCAAAGUCCCAUGUGCCCUGACUGCUGAAGGAGAUCCUGUGUAUUUCAGAUUCAACAACAGUCACUAUGAAGACUUUGAUGAUGAGAAAAUAUCAGAUGAUUAUCAAGCAUCAUUGAAACUGUUAAACACAACCAUGGAGAGCUUUCUGACCUUUCUGAAAGAAAUUAAACCCAUAAACCUGAAGAAAACUGAGGAAGUGCUGAGAAGCCGCAAACAACUGACUGCAUCCAUCUCCAAUAUACAGGAUAAGAUCAAACUAAUGGAACUGAAACAGAAAGAGCUCAAGGACACAAAAGAGGCUUUAAAGAAACACGAGAAAACAAUCGACAGCCAAAACUGGGAAUAUUACGUAAAUGAACCUUACAAAGAAAAGGAAUCAAUAAAAAAAAGCUUUUGGAGCAUGUUCCCAGAAGCCACUUGCUGUAGAGUCUGUGAGGAGAACUGUCAUUACCCAGGAUGCUGGUGGGUCAGUGAUCUCUCCUGGUGUAGUGUCAUGGACAGUAUGGGAAAUUGCACAGUGUGUACUGGAAAGUGUCACUACACUAAACAUGUUAAAGAGGGGAAAAUCUAUGUGACGAAGACAAGGAAGGUCAAGAAGACUAAGGAAGAUCUGAAAAAGAAAUACGAGACAAAGUAUGGCGACAUCAAGAACUUUAUGAGUGGAAUAGAGAAUGACGUGAGAGAAAUGGAAAAAGAGAAAAUCAGACUGGUGAAAGAGUGUCAUGACUGUGUUAUCUUGAUGGAGGACAUCGCCUUGAAGAGUGACUCUGUGUUUACGCUGCAGCAUCUGGACUUUCUGAUUGAGAAAGUGAAGGAAACAGGAAACACAGAUCAAGUGCAGAAACUUGAAGAGAUGAAAAAAAGAAUGGAGGAAAAUUCAGCAAAGGCGUUUUCUGUUUUUAAAUCCAUGCAGUAAAUAAUGCACUAAAUCUGUCAUUUCUUUUAAAGUUGUGAAAUUUUCUCUAUAUUGGAUCAUCACAUCGAACCCUCUAACAUAAUACAACAGUAACAAUAUCACUAAAUAUGACUUUAAAUUAAUAACAUUCAUUAUAUAUUCAUCAGGAUCAUUUAAAUUCCAAGAGUUAAUGAACAUAAAAUAAGAGUAAUGAUGAUCUUACAUAAGUAUUCAUUAAAACUUCUAUUUGUUUGUAUAACCUAUGUAUUUUCUAUUUUCUUUAUGUGAAAAUGAGUAGUCCAGCGAUUAGUGAAUUUUAGCACAGGAUUUGUUUGCUUCUGUCAGGAGGUUCAUAUGUGGAAGUAGAUUCAACAAUCAUUAUGUAAUCAUUUAUUUUGACACAAUCUGGUCAUUAAACAUGAUUCUCAAAUGGCCUUGUGGAGCUCCUCACAGUUCUGUAUGGAAUAAAGAUAAAACCUAAAAACUAAAGAUGUGAUAAACAACUCUUCAGAGAAGAUGAGAUCUGACUUUGUUGGUGAAUUGUUCAUAGUUACAUCAUCAGGUCUUUCUUAAUUCCUUGUUUGUGAAAACUACAUGAAAAAGAAGAAGAAGCUCAGUGUGGCUAGAAAAAAGACAUGAAAGAAAGGAGAAAGAAGCAGCCUGGUGGUGGUUCAGCAAACACAACUAGUGCAGGAACUUGAAGAACUGGUGACCAGCUCCCAGAACUUUCUGGAACUCAUGAGAAGAUGAUUUUCAGCUGGAUGCAUGUCAAUCUUUAUAAUCAAUGUCUGAUCCUCCACAACAUCCUUCAACAUUGGUCUAUGAUCACUUUCAUGAAUGGUUUCCUACAUAACCCACAAUAGCAGUCGACUUCCUGAUGGUGGAUCAGUGGGGUUUGUCUUCAUCUUUACUUCAUCUUCUACUCCAGUCCUUUUAUUCUGACCAGCUCACCUUCCUCCUCAUCUAUACACCCUGCUCAAACAGAACAAACUUGAAAGCCCUCUGGCUGUGAAGAAGCAUGAAGUCUGAACCCCAAUAGACUCCAUAAUACUCAAAUUCUCUGUUCCUGGACUGUGGUAUCUUUAGUGUUAGACUGGUAACAGCUCGCACAUGCCUCCUGUGGUCAGUAGGACCUCGGGAUGAAUAAGCUUUGCUCAUUAACAGUAUAGUGUAUGAAUAGAUUACUGUCCUGUCUCUCUGAAACAUCUGUGUACUCUGCUUGUGUACUUGUGUGCUAGAUUUAUACACCACAGUUACUGCAUGAACUUUAAUGAAUCUUCUUUACCUAAAUUAUCUGUAGGAGUGGAUGCACUGUGCUUCUGCCAUGUAAUUGGCUAACUGGAUAAAUGUACAAGUGUUCCUAUUAAUGUGGCAGUGAGUGUUAAUAAACUAUAUGUUUUAAGUUCA